Molecule: messenger RNA, 1113 nt
Organism: Parascedosporium putredinis
Lineage: Eukaryota; Fungi; Ascomycota; Sordariomycetes; Microascales; Microascaceae
Source: the annotation of a GenBank genome assembly
AUGUCUAGCACGCUAGCUUUCGCCCUCACCUUCACCGCCGGCAUCGUAGCCACUCUCAUCCUCAUCUCAUUCUCCAAAUACAUCUUCAAGCUCAUCCCUUCGCGGUACCGGCCCUCGUCGGACCCCAAGGAUGACCAUUACCAGAUUCUCGUCCUUGGCGAUAUCGGGCGAAGCCCGCGGAUGCAAUACCACGCUCUGAGUGUCGUGAGAAGCGGCGCCCAUGUCGAUCUUGUAGGGUACAAAGAGUGGCUUCGAUGGCAAAUGAGUCUGUUCAUCGGCCUUCCUCUCAAGGCGCUGUGGCAGUCUUAUGAUCUAUUUUACACCCUUGCCUACACCGCUCCUGCCGCCAAGUGGAUCAUCAUCCAGAUGUACAAGUUUUACGAGUGCUUCUUUGCCCGCCGCGUCCCGGAUGUGAGCGUUACCGUCACCGAGGCCAUGGCGCGCGACAUGCGCCGGGCCCCCUUUGGGCUCAAAAUGCCCAUCCUCACCCUCCACGACCGCCCCGCGGCUACCUUCCAGCCCAUGACCUCACGUGAAGAGCGCAAGAAAUUUCUUUUAGGGCUCCGCGAGACCAAAGACCACGCCGAACGCAUCAUCACCGGGAAAACGCGCCUGGUGAUCAGCAGCACGUCGUGGACUCCUGACGAGGACUUUGGCAUCUUGCUCGAGGGCUUGGGGCCUCAAAAGGCCGACUUUGAAAAGAUGAUGAGGGAUCUCAAGGCCGGCGGCCACCUCCCCAACGUCGAUAUCUUGACUGCUUGGCUUUCCACCCGGGAUUAUGCCACCCUCCUGGCUGCUGCUGACUUGGGAGUCUGCCUCCACCGCUCCAGCUCCGGCGUCGACCUCCCCAUGAAGAUUGUUGAUAUGUUUGGUGCCGGCUUACCUGUCACCGCCUAUUCGGCGUAUGAGAGCUUCAGCGAGCUCGUUAAGGAAGGCGAGAACGGCUGCGGGUUUGAGACGCCUGACGACCUCUCUGUCAUCCUGAGACGGCUGUUGUCGAGCAGCUCCACCGAACUCGAAAAGCUCCGCCAAGGAGCUGUAAGAGAGGGAAGUAGGAGAUGGGAUGACGAAUGGGACCCCGUUAUCGGGAGAACUCUCGGCUUAGUAGCUUGA